Plectropomus leopardus (leopard coralgrouper) is the source of this 635-nucleotide messenger RNA. The record is from RefSeq and is a predicted model, not a curated record. Lineage: Eukaryota; Metazoa; Chordata; Actinopteri; Perciformes; Serranidae.
UCCACGGAGGUAGACGAUAUGAUCCGCAAGUCGACAAACCUGCUGCUGACCAGAACCCUCAGCCACUGUCUGCAGUACGCCAUUAAAAAGAAGAAUGUCGGGCUGGCAGAGUUGGUGCAGGUGAUCAUAAACACCACCUACCUGGAGCAGAGCUGCCACUUCCUGGAGGAGUUCAUCUCAAACAUCACUAACGUCCCGCCUGACACGGCAAACGCCACCAAGCUGUACGGGACCUCCACCUUCAAGGACGCUCGCCACGCAGCAGAGGCAGAAAUCUACACCAACUUAAACGCCAAAAUCGACCAGUUCCUGCAGCUGGCGGAUUACGAUUGGAUGGCGGCGGUGCAGGGAGGCGGGACUCAGGACGCCAGCGACUACCUGAUCGACCUGAUCGCUUUCCUAAAGAGCACCUUCAGUGUCUUCACCAACCUGCCUGUAAGUACCGACACUCAGAGGCAAAGACACGUUCACGAGCAUUCAGAGAAAAAGAGCAACACUUAAAAAUGAGGAUUAAAAACUUAACACAAAGAGUACAAUAUAGCCGACUAUGAAAUAAUUUGAAAAGCAUGAAAUAAACAAACAGAACCGAUAAAACUAAAUUAACCAACUGAAUCUAAAUGUACCCUGAAAGUUUU